CAUGAGGUUCAAAUUCCCUCUAAUGGCCCUUGGCCUGGAGAUCACUAUGAUUGUUUUAUUUGCAUUAUUUGUUGAGUAUGAGGUGGAGCAGCACAUUGUCCAGCAUCCCAACAGCACCAGCUCAGCAAGCAUGGAUAGAUCCCUUGAGUUAUAUCCUCUAUUCCAAGAUGUGCAUGUUAUGAUAUUUGUUGGGUUUGGCUUCCUCAUGACCUUCCUGAAGAAAUAUGGCUUCAGCAGUGUGGGCAUCAACUUACUCAUAGCCGCUCUGGGUCUCCAGUGGGGCACUAUUGCACAGGGCCUCUUGCACAGCCACGGAGAGAAAAUCCACAUUGGAAUCAAGAGCAUGAUAAAUGCAGACUUCAGUACAGCCACAGCCCUGAUUUCUUUUGGAGCUGUUCUGGGAAAAACAAGUCCAGUCCAGAUGCUGAUCAUGACCAUUAUAGAAAUUACUAUCUUUGCUGGCAAUGAACAUCUGGUUGUGGAGAAGUUUCAGGCAUCUGAUGUUGGAGCAUCAAUGACCAUCCAUGCCUUUGGGGCCUACUUUGGCUUGGCAGUAGCAGGCAUCUUAUAUCGACCUGGCCUGAGAAUGGGGCAUGACAAUGAGGAGUCUGUGUACCACUCGGAUUUGUUUGCAAUGAUUGGGACUCUUUUCCUGUGGAUGUUUUGGCCCAGCUUUAAUUCGGCCAUUGCUGAACCUGCAGACAAUCAGUACCGGGCCAUUGUAAACACCUACUUCUCUCUAGCCGCCUGUGUGGUCACAGCCUAUGCAUUGUCCAGCCUUGUUGAGCACCGAGGCAAACUUGAUAUGGUCCACAUUCAGAACGCAACCCUUGCUGGUGGAGUGGCUGUGGGCACGUGUGCCGACAUGGCAAUUAACCCCUACGGUUCUAUGAUCAUUGGGAGUGUUGCAGGAAUGGUCUCUGUGCUUGGGUACAAGUUCCUGACUCCAUUUUUUGCUACUAAACUGAGGAUCCAAGAUACAUGUGGGGUUCAUAACCUGCACGGCUUACCAGGUCUGGUCGGAGGGCUCGCCGGCAUUGUGGCCGUAGCCAUGAAAUCAUCUGACAUGUAUAAAGUGGCCAUGCAGGCAGCCGCCCUAGGUUCUUCAAUCGGAACAGCUAUUGUUGGAGGGCUGAUCACAGGUUUAAUUCUAAAGAUACCCAUCUGGGGGCAGCCAUCUGACCAGACCUGCUACGAUGAUUCUGUUUAUUGGGAGGUCCCGGUGCAUAGAGAACAUGACAGUGACCUCCGUUAUUAACACGACAGUCACAACCAGCUGGAACCUGACAUCUGAAUACCAUUCCUGGGCUUCAGCUUCCUUCCCCAUUAUGUAGAAUCAAGUUUAAAUAAACAAACAAUCAGCAUCCAAACAGAAUAGGGCCCAGACAAGAUCGAGCCUGAGCCCACAACAUCCAGUGUGGAAUCAUCCUUAUCUGACUCUUGAUAUCCAAAGAUUGUUCAAAUGAAGGACUGUGACUCACAAAAUGUGGUAAAAUGGAUCUAUUCAGGAUUCCCAGAUGAUUCUUCUAAUGGGUAGGUAUAUGGGGAAUAUUUCUUAUACAUCCUUGUAUUUUUUCUCAUAA
Messenger RNA from Talpa occidentalis (Iberian mole), 1583 nucleotides. RefSeq names its product Rh associated glycoprotein (gene RHAG). Gene Ontology annotation, molecular function: ammonium channel activity. Gene Ontology annotation, biological process: ammonium homeostasis; ammonium transmembrane transport. The coding region runs from base 2 to 1258 and encodes 418 amino acids. Gene Ontology annotation, cellular component: plasma membrane. The record is from RefSeq and is a predicted model, not a curated record. Lineage: Eukaryota; Metazoa; Chordata; Mammalia; Eulipotyphla; Talpidae. The transcript is spliced from 10 exons.